Molecule: messenger RNA, 2954 nt
Organism: Meira miltonrushii
Lineage: Eukaryota; Fungi; Basidiomycota; Exobasidiomycetes; Exobasidiales; Brachybasidiaceae
Exons: 1
Coding region: 266-2890 (874 amino acids)
Source: RefSeq, a predicted model, not a curated record
UAAGCCCAGUCAGUCGACGCGAAACAUUUCUCCACUUCUAAGAGAGAAAAAAAAGGAAGACUGUCGGAAGAUAUAUGCUAAGUAAGCUAAGCUAGAACAGUCAUUACCUUCAUCAAUCAUCAACAUCAAAGAGAUAGUCAGACUGUCGAAAAAGUCAUCUUUGCUUAAACACUUUCUGAUCAGUGGCAGAUCGAGGAACGUCAUUGUCAAUUUCCAUCCUUCAAGAGAAAGAGAAGGCGUACAGCUGGAAAGACAAAUUCGAAGAAUGACGACCAAUAGCAACGAUGAUGCACCUCUCAACCCUAAACCUUGGGCAAACGAGCCAAUCUUGAGCAAGCCAUUAUAUGCAUUCGAUCUACCAAAAGAAUUGUUGGACAGCCUCAAGCUGCGAAGUAUAGAUAUUCCAACAGAGGCAGACGAAGAUGAUGGUCAUAGCCGCAGAAGGAUAGGUGAGGAAAAUCACGCCAAUCAAAGUGAUUCUGGAUGUGCAAUCUGUCCCAAAGCGCCACAGUUCAGCAACAUCUCCGAAAAGCGUGCGCAUUUGCGAAGUGAUUGGCAUAGGUACAAUGUCGCCUUGAACAGAAAAGGGAGAAACGAAGAUGUGAUCGCACAAGAAGCAUUUGACAAAAUUGCAGAAGAAGUUAGCUCAUCCGGUGAAUCAGACACUGAAUCAGAAGGCGAGAUCAGCGUGCGUGUCCCGGUAGAUUUGGUCAAUACCCUGCUUAGGAGAUUGCAACUUGCACGAUCAGCAGAAGGUCAGCACGAUGCAACGAGUGAAGAAGAAGGAGAAGAGCAAGAAAAAGGAAAGAAUUCUGUUGCUAGAGAGCCCCAUUUAUGGUUCCACACUCCGCCUUCAGAUACAGCAAAGGUCAUUCCGCAGACUCAAUUCGGCAUCAUCCGACAACUGUUCCCAGAAAACGAUGUGGAUCAUUCCUUAAAGGAUUGGCAUUCUCUAGCCCUUUCUCGCUUGCAGCCCGGCUCUUUGGACGGUUCCCUAAUGCAAGGUGCAAAGCGAUUGAAAGGAGCAAGUGCAGCAGAUGAAGCUGCUAGCAUGCUAAAUGUAGUCUUUUACGAUGCACCGAACAGAAGGCAAGAUUCUGAUAGCGAAGGGGAAAGUGAUUAUGACGAAGAAGAGAAUGGAGAAGAAGCUAGUCCUGCUUUGGGCAAUCCCCAUUCGAAUACCUUUGCUCCUCAGCCUCUGCGUACCUGGACAAUACUAUUGAUGGGAGGAGGCGACUUUGCUGCGUUGGUCGUCGCAUUGAACCCAUACGAACAAGUGAUAAGCAAAAAGAAGGGUACGACAGAGCGUCAAUUACUGGUGCUCGCACGAAAACAAUUCCACAGAUAUACCACAAGACGGAAACAAGGUGGUGCACAAUCUGCUCAAGACGCAAGUGGCAGAUUUGCCAAAAGUGCUGGUGCUCAAUUACGUAGAUACGGUGAACAACAAUUGGCAGAAGAGAUACGAGAACUGCUCGAUAGACCGGAAUGGAGAAGUGCGAUUCAAUCAAGUGAGCGGGUUUGGAUUCGUGCAGGUUUACGAUCUGCCAGGGGUGUCUUGUGGAGUUGGCCUUCUUCAGGUGGUGCAACUCGUGAGUCACCUUUGGAAGAGAUGCGUAGGAAAGAUCUUGUGCAAAAUUUGCCCGUUGCAGUACGAAAGCCAACAGUAGGAGAAUGUUUGAGAUGUUUUGCUGAACUUACAAAGGUGCGCAUACGACAUGAAACGGAAGAAGAGAUGCAAAAGAGGGAUGAGGCAUACAAAGCACAACUGCAAGGUACAGCACAAGCACGUCAAGAAAGAAGACGAAAACAAAAAGAACGUCUCCAGCGUGAAGCAGAGAUCAAGCAAGCUGCAAAUACCAAAAAACGUACGCCCGUCAAACUUGAUCCGAUCGAACAAUUGAGGAGAGAAAGAUUGAUUCGUUUAGUGGACAUGCUGCGUAAAGGCCGCUUGAGUAAUGCUCUAAAGCAUUUGGAAAAGUAUGAGUUAGAUCUACUCCAUCCAAACGGUUGGCAGAAUGAUGCAGAUGCAAGUAAGAAUCUCGAUCCUGACGAUGUGGACGAAUCUAUGGAGUUGGCACAUCAAAGGAUCAAUGCCGAACUACCUGGAUGGUGGCGAUUCCUUGACGCACGUGAAAAGGGUGCUUUGCUUCAUGGACCAGCCGACAGCAUCGAAUCACAGUUGAGCAAUUUGACGAUACGUAAUCGACUUGUUCCGUCUACAAUACUUCACGUAGCAGCCGAAGGAGGAAGUGAAAGCGUUGUGAAUCAUUUCUUAGUCGAAAGACAUUGUGAUCCAACAGCAGGAAUUGCACCUCCUCCGCAUUCUGAUGCUUUUGAUGAAGACGCAAGCAAACAAGAGAUUGCUACAAAGGCAUCCGAGAAGGCAAACACAAUCUUCCCACAUAGAACAGCUUAUGACCUUUGCCCUAAUCGCGAAUCAAGGGAUGUAUUCAGACGACUGAUGGCCACCCGAUCAGACUUAUGCAAAGAUUGGUCAGGAAUAGAAAAAGGUGGAGCUCGUGUUCCAAAAGCACUUACAGAAGAGAUGGAAGAAGCAAGAAACAAAGAAGAACAAGUACGUGAUAAACGUCAAUUGAUGCGUGACAGAGCACGCAAGAGACAAGAAGAAGAAGCUUCAACGAAUGCUCAUACAAUCACAGAAGAAGACCGUGUUGCUGCUGCUAACCAAAAAGCCAAGAAAGAGGCUGAACAACAAUCCUCAACGAGCAACUCGAAUCGUCUAGGCGGUUCAGGCUCAGCACCCCGAGCACUACAAAAGAAAAUGGACGAAUCACAAGGACUCACACCGGAAAUGAGAGCACGCAUCGAACGAGAAAAGCGUGCGAGAGCAGCAGAAGCUCGUUUGAAAGGUUUGCAAGGCAAAUAAAGAGAAUUAUUCAAUGGUGUACUAUCCACCUUUACAUACACUGUCAGAUUAGUAUACCAUAUCA